UUCUGCACAAAAGGCCAUCGACAUAUAAUCCCGGGUUUGCGAGGAAAGUGUACUUCUUGUUCUCCUUCACGUUCGUCAUGCUUCGCUCCGCUGCUGUGGUCCUCAGCGCGUCCUGCAUCCCCGAAGAGAGCAAGGCAGUCAAGAGGGUCCUGUACGCCGUCCCGACCAAGCAGUACAGCGAGGAGGUUCAGAGAUUUCUAACGCAGGUGACAACUGAUGAAAUAGCUUUGACCGGACUAGGCUUGUUUUCUAUUACUCGAUCGUUUAUUCUCACGAUGUUGGGGACCAUAGCCACGUAUGAGAUAUUGUUAGUGCAAAUGUACAGGACUAGCGGAAGUGAACAGUUACCUCUGUGUUAAUGACAAUACUAUACACGUUGUGUACAAAGUACAGUUU
Frankliniella occidentalis (western flower thrips) is the source of this 396-nucleotide messenger RNA. Its product is annotated as gustatory receptor 5a for trehalose-like. Gene Ontology annotation, molecular function: taste receptor activity. The record is from RefSeq and is a predicted model, not a curated record. NCBI's taxonomy places the organism in Eukaryota, Metazoa, Arthropoda, Insecta, Thysanoptera, Thripidae. The transcript has 3 exons. The coding region runs from base 78 to 359 and encodes 93 amino acids. Gene Ontology annotation, biological process: detection of chemical stimulus involved in sensory perception of taste; sensory perception of chemical stimulus. Gene Ontology annotation, cellular component: membrane.